Molecule: messenger RNA, 4625 nt
Organism: Micropterus dolomieu (smallmouth bass)
Lineage: Eukaryota; Metazoa; Chordata; Actinopteri; Centrarchiformes; Centrarchidae
Gene: rab11fip4b
Product: RAB11 family interacting protein 4 (class II) b
Exons: 13
Coding region: 457-2127 (556 amino acids)
Biological process (GO): regulation of cytokinesis; endocytic recycling
Cellular component (GO): recycling endosome membrane; cleavage furrow; endocytic vesicle
Molecular function (GO): calcium ion binding
Source: RefSeq, a predicted model, not a curated record
CUCUCACUGUGUGAAUGCAAGUCAGCCGGCGAACCAGUCAGCGAGAGAGGAAAAGUGUGUGAGGGUGUGAGGUCCAGAGUCUGUGCUUGUGUUUGCUUGUGUUCGUGUGUGUUUGUGUGUGUGUGUGUGUGUGUGUGUGUGUACGUGUGUGUGUGUGUGCGUUACAGCGAGAUAGAGAGAGAGAGGCAGUCUCUGUCGGUGCAGGAGAAGCCAGGCAGCCGGUGCAGUUUUUUAAAGUGAACGACACAUCCUGCUCUGCUCCUCUGCCUCUAUUUGGAUUAUACCACUAACGGGGACUCACCCUUUGGACUAUCCUGACUCUUCCUCCUCCUCUUGCCUUUGAAGGGAACACCUGUGUGGUGUGUGUUUGUGUGUGUGUGUGUGUGUGUGUGUGUGUGUGUGUGUGAGAGAGAGAGCCAAGACAACGGACUUAGCCCUGGUGAACAGGGCGAGUGGAUGACUUCAGUGGAUGAGGGUUUGGCUGGUGGAAAGAGGGGGACUGCUGACCAUGGACUCCCCUCACUAGUGAACGGGGGCGGUGAGGUGGAGCGGGUUUGUCCGGUCAUCAUGUGCACACGGGCCUAUCCUGACCCCGUCCCUGAGUGCCAACUGUUCCCGGGAGAGGUGGAGGAGGCUGAGGAGGAGGUGGCAGACGAAGGCAGGGAGAGGGAAUCAGACAGAGACAGUGCCGUGGAAAGCACUCAAGGGUCUGACACGUCAGACGGGCUGAGCAGACCAGGGGACAAGGAGGAAUCGCUGGGGGAUCUCUUUUUCCCUGGGGACAAGUGUGGUCACACCAGUAUCUCAGUGACCUCUGACCUAUCAACGCGUUCUUCAGCUUCUCUGAACGAGGAGCAGUUUGAGGACUACGGAGAAGGGGAGGAACCAGACUACGCUCCCAGCAGCCCCUGCCCGGACGACGAGACUCGUACCAACGGAUACUCCGACCUUGGCUCAUCUGUUCCCUCUAGUGCGGGCCAAACUCCUCGUAAGGUGCGUCAGCAUUACACUGGUGAACCGAUGGACGUCUUCUGUUCUCAGUGCAGCAAAAAGGUCAACCUGCUAAAUGACCUGGAGGCUCGCCUGAAAAACCUCAAGGCUAAUAGCCCCAACAGGAAAAUCUCCAGCACUGCUUUUGGAAGGCAGCUGCUUCACAACAGCAACUUAAGCAGCAGUAACGGCAGUACAGAAGACCUUUUCCGAGACAGCAUCGACUCCUGUGAUAUUGACAUCAAUGAGAAGGUGAGUUCUCUGGAGAAGAAAGUGGCAGAACUCGAGAAUGAGAUUCUGAUGAACGGCGAUCUCAAGUCCAAGCUGAAGCAGGAGAACACACAACUAGUACACAGGGUUCAUGAACUGGAGGAGCAGCUGAAAGACCAGGAGACGCGUGCAGAACAAAAUCUGCAGGAGACCCUAAAACGACACAGAGAGGCCUACAGCAAGAUGGAGAGAGACAAGAACACACAGAUAGAGCUGCUGACCAAUCGAGUUAAGGUGCUGGAGGAGGAGAACACUGACAUUGCCCAAAACAUGUGCCGGCUCAAAUCACAGACAGAGAAACUGGAUGAGGAGAAACAAAGGAUGACAGACAAACUGGAGGACACCAGUUUGCGCCUGAAGGAUGAGAUGGACCUCUAUAGAAAAAUGAUGGACAAACUGAGACAGAACAGACACCAGUUCCAGAAAGAAAAGGAUGACAUGCAGGAGCUGAUAGAGGACCUGCGUCGAGAGCUGGAGCAUUUGCAGCUUUUCAAGCUGGAGACAGAGAGGCCUGGCCGCAGUCGCAGCUCUUCCUCUGGGCUGGCAGACUUCAACAGCAGGACCAGGGAGGUGGAGCUAGAGCAUGAGGUCAAGAGGCUCAAGCAGGAGAACCAGAAGCUGAGGGAGCAGAACGAUGAGCUUAACGGUCAGAUCCUCAGCCUCAGUCUACAUGAAGCCAAGACCCUGUUUGCCACACAGACCAAGGCCCAGUCUCUAGCCGCCGAGAUAGAGAAUGCCUCCAGAGACCAGUUAAUGGAAGCCCUGAAGGAGCAGGAAGAAAUUAACUUGCGUCUGCGUCAGUACAUGGACAAAAUCAUCCUGUCCAUCUUGGACCACAACCCUUCCAUCCUGGAGAUCAAGAACUAGCAGUGACUCAGCUGGAAUGAGAAUUGUUCCCGGUCUCAGGAGAAUGAGGAUCAUUCCAGUUGUUUGAUCUGAACCUGCAACCUGAGUCAGGACUCUGUACAGGAAAGCAGAGAGAACCAGAGGCAGUCCUAGAAACUGGAACAUAUAAAUAGACAUGCAUCGCCCCCUGCUGUUUGUGGUGGGAAAUGAACUUCUCUUUCAGAGAAGAAAAGGAUUCUGUGCUGAACUAAAGGGAGUUUUCUCAACCAGUGAUUUCUCUCUGAGUCUGACUGUAAGUCAUACUACUGUGACAACUUGAUCUACCCUUUGCUCUGUUUUUAUUUGUUGUCUAUGCUGUGAACUGUAAUUACUGUCACAACUUUGAACUGGUGAUUUAUUUGCAGGAAUAUCCUGCACUCUACAUGCUUCAAGGAUCGACAGAGUCGCUCACUGUUGUUCACUGGGCAUAAUGUACCUUGGUAUAAAAACUGGGACAAUGUAAUAAACCUAACAUUUGUUGUACUGUAUCCUGGUAUAACACUCGCUGUAAUAUCCACAGACAGACAGUUUGGUAUGAUGUAGAGAGAAACAGUUGUGAGACAGACAAACAAGUUGGCAGACAGACUGUAAACCUGACUCUCAGAGGCAUGAAGGCGGACCAAUCGAGUGCUGCCGGCCCAUGUUUUGUUCUCUGAGGCAUGCAUGUUGAUGUAUUUGGACUGGCACACUUUAAGAGAAGAUAGAGAAAAGUGGCAAAAGUGGUCAGAGAAAGAAAACAGUGAGAGUCCCUGUAUCUAUAAGGGGGGAUGAAGAUUUUAAGAAAGAAAAAGAAAAGCAUCAAGAGGUAGGGAGUCAGAUGAUGGACCAUGUUUGCUAGCAAAGCAGGGUUUUAGUGAAGUCGGUGAUGGCUAAUUGAAGGUGAAGAUUUUUGCGUUUUAUGUUUAUUCUUGAGAACAUGUCUUCCAGUAACCUUGCAACUGUGUCAAUCAGUCCAAAAGUGAAGCUUUUUCACUGAGAAGUGGCCCUUAGUUGGUUCAGAUGAGUAGUAGAGCAUCACUUUAUUGAGCAGAAGCUGCAACCAAGGAGUGUCUUUAAACUGUAACUUUCAUGGCUGCUAUUUGCUAGCCAUGUUCGAAAAGUUACACCAUUGCUCGCAAUAGACUCAAUGAUGUUGCACAGAAAUGUACGGAUAUGAAUGUACAGGGUGUGUGGUGGAUUUAUGUGGGUGUGACUGGUAGCCAUUGUAACAUGGUUUACUGAAUCGUCUCUCUAUGCUCAGUGAAAUCAACUCAAAUAUUGUAGGUGAGCAUGCACAGGAGACUCACUUUUUGGGACAAAAGACUGGAUUAGCAAUCUCAUUGAAACCUACAGUUUGUAGAUUGUUUUUAAAGCCCUCUGAAACUCUCUAAUACUGUAAAUAACAUGAAUGUACAACUGGAUAUUUCCCUUUCUGUGUGGCCAAAAAAGGCCUUUUGACUUAAAAUCCCUGUAAUUGGUAAAAGAUACAUUGUAAUCCACAUGCACACAGUAUUGAGUACUGUAAUGAAGAGGGGAUUGUUUGGAGAUAGGAAACAAUCUGCUGUAUUAUGUAAUUAUUCUAAACUUGAGUUUUGCUUCCUUGCACAAAAACAAAACAAAACAAAAACACUUUUUUUCCUUUUGCAUGGUUCACCUUUUCUUCUGUCUGUGCCUUUUGAGGACAUUUUUCAAGAUGACGUUGCUAUAGAUUUACGUAGUUUUUUGAAGCUACAUUCUAUGUCUGACAUUUUCUUGACUUGUAAAUGUUGUAAUUAUACAGUGAUGAUUUGUAUUCAUGUGCCACUCACCACUCUUUUUCAGAUUGAUACUAUGAUAACGAUUUUAUACUGUUUUAUCAAGAAAGAACUUGUGAUUGGUUAGGUGUCCUAUUAGAAAAGCAGAAUAGCACAAUGCUUUGUAUGGUACGCAGGACAGGUCAGCAUUUUGGGAACAUUUUGUCAACGUAAUGAUUUUUUAAUGCAUUGAGGGACGUUUUAUUGCAUUUCUCAAUUGUUAGUGUCUAUUGCUUUAAACUGGCUUUUUAUAUGUUGUAAACUGUCUUCCUACCUUAAACUAAAUUGUGAGCAUUGUGAGCAAUAUUAACUUAUUUACAAAUACCUGCUGAUUUGUGUCAUGUUCUGCUUCACAAAUCUUUUCACUCUAGAUCUGCUCGUGCCAUUCUAGAUUUUUUUUAAAUCAGUACAUUAAGCUGUAAAAUUUUGUCUCAAACUCAUUUCUUGUAGCUUUUAAAUUUUACAUUUAUUGAAUUAUUAGGGCUAUCCAAUAUGAUAUAGUCACUUUAAAUAGCAAUAAAAAUGGCUUUGGCAGUGCUGCUGUCUCAUGAAAUUUCUAUUAUUUCAAACUCUGUUUAUUUCUCCUCACUUCCAUUUCCAUGCUAUAAUUUCUUCUUAACAUGAAACCACUUAUUGUAUGCCUACCAUGUACACUGCUGAUGUCAUUAUGUUGUACAUACUUUGCUGUCAAUAAAAAAAAACAUUUAA